AAGGCAUUCGAUUUGGCAGAUCGGUCACCCGACCAGUCGGUAUCAAAAUCUCAAAUCUUGUUUGUUAUUUGUCAAUUGUUGGUCUAGAAAUUUUUUUUGUUUUUUUUUUCGAUUCCGGAAGAUCUGUAUCUUUUCCCGCUGAUUACUCCACCGGCAGAGGACACGCGAAAUUCAAUGUUCGGCUAGGACCGAGUGGCCGCCCCUGGAGUGUACUGGAGAGGAGGAGCCGAGGAAGGAGCCGGAGCAAUCGAAGAAGCCAUCUCCGUUGGGAUUCACGUGCACGUUGCACGUUGCACGUCCAAGGUACUGCUGUUGUUGAAGGGUGAAUCCACAUGGGGAAUACUAUGUGAGAGCCAAGAGCAGCAGCAGCAGGAGCAGCAGCCGCAGCAGUGGCAGGAGUGGCAGGAGUGCCAGAAGAGAGCAGACAAGAAGGAGUGGACGAAGCCGCCAAAAGCCUAGCCAGAAGAAGGCUCCUCAGAAGAGGACGCAGACGAAGGUCCUGCACCAAGAUGGCCAUACACGAGCAGAUCGACAACCUGAACAUCUGGUGGUUCCCGCGCGACUUCUGCCAGUCAAGAUUCGGGGAGUUCCAGCAGAGCGGCACCAACUCGUGCACCCUCAUCUCGCUGAUCCUGGCCGACAAGGUGUCCAAGGCGGAGCGGUUCUACCACCGGGUGUCGAACAUGCCGCCGCGCGGCAUGGAGCUGUUCGGCCACGCCAUGAACGAUGGCAACAAGGUCUACCACAACGUGAUCUCGGCCAACACGCCGCACGUGCGCAACCUCAACCUGAACAUCCCCGACGCGAUUGCGGCCAUUCGGUCGCAGCACAAGAUGAACUUCCGGCUGGAGGAGUGGUUCUACACGCACAUGGAGGCGGACACCUCCAGUCCCAUGUACAACCGGAACGUGGCCAUGCAGCUGUCCCGCAUCUUCCAGAUCACCCUGCAGGUCUUCCAGCAGGCCAUCGGCCAGGUGGCACCCACCCAGCUGUUCGCCGCCAUCAUUGCGGACAGUCGAACGGUGAUGGUGACCUUCGAUUUUCGGGUCUCGAUCGUCGCCCUCUUCGACUCCCACCAGCACGGCCGCGACGCGGGUGCCGUGUUCGCCCAGUGCACCCUCCAGAACAUGGACGACCUGCUCUUCUGGUUCAUCAGCAUGCUCCACAACGUCUACUCGAGCCGUCCCGCCCUCUUCGAGAUCUCGUUCCUCAGCUCGCAGCCGGGAGUGGCGAAGCAUAUUCCGCCGGCCAUCAAGAAGAUUGCGGGCGACCUCAAAAAGUCCACCAAGAACUAUGUGGCCUCGUAGCACUGCAGAGCCCCAGUGUCCCCCCGGUACACAGCCCGUCUGCAUCAGGCAUCAGGCAUCAGGCAUAUAGCAUCUGACAUCUGUCAUCUGGGAACGGGCUCAGGCCCAAAAUUGAUAUAGCCAAAAUUCCAAAAUAGGCUAAUCGAAGAUUUCAGACCUCUAACCAAAUUCCAAAUUCAAAAUUCCAAACUGACCUUCAAUAAACCAAAAACGAACACCACUCGAGUAAUACCUGUAUGGGGGAGCCAUAAGAGCGCAAAUAGAAACUGGCCGAGAGGUGCUGCUGCAUGACGCAUCAAACGAAGCAUCGUAUCUAAGGUCCUUGCCUCUUGGAAAUGAUCAGAAGAACGAAUGACAAGCUACACUUUAAGAAAAGUCAUAACCCUAUCAUUUUCUUGCGAAAAAUGUAUUGUAAUCAAAUUUCGCUACUAGGCGGGCCGAGAGGAUGUUCCGUUCGGGUAGUGGAAGGAAGAGCAUCCUUCCGGUUUCGAUAUUAAAACUCUAAAUCCUCCCCAAGUCUUUCCCUUUUAUCCCUAUCUUACA
This is a messenger RNA of Drosophila miranda, 1850 nucleotides long. RefSeq lists its product as uncharacterized. Lineage: Eukaryota; Metazoa; Arthropoda; Insecta; Diptera; Drosophilidae. The transcript has 2 exons. The record is from RefSeq and is a predicted model, not a curated record. The coding region runs from base 510 to 1307 and encodes 265 amino acids.